Messenger RNA from Cuscuta epithymum, 2268 nucleotides. Lineage: Eukaryota; Viridiplantae; Streptophyta; Magnoliopsida; Solanales; Convolvulaceae. The record is from the annotation of a GenBank genome assembly.
CAUUUUCAACUGAAAUAAAUCGGAUAACGCAAUAACUGAAAGCCCUCUUAGGGUUUUAAGAGCUCUGUAUCACUGGCACUCAGGAAGUUGACAGUCUUCAUUUCCCGGGUCGAAUUCGCAAUUGGCUAUGUGGUCACUUCGCCGAGCUUCUGCUACUCUCAGGAAGCAAGGAUUGGGGAUAGAAAAUAGUUACUCUAGGUUUGCUACACUGCCGUGUGUAUCAAAUCGUUUUUUAGAAGACUGUGACAAGGGAGUUAAUUUUCCUGCUAAAGUUGUAUAUGGAGGGAUUUUAUCAAGAAAAUUUCACAAGAGGGCUUCUAGUGCACAUGUAGAAUUUUGGGGCACAUGCAGGUUCUCUACACAGGUAGACACAUCGAACACUGGUGAGGAAGAUAAUGAGCUGGACGAUGGGUUUUCUGAUCUUGAAGCUCCUGCAAUCCAAAAUGACCUUGCAGAUAACCAUGAGGAGUUAGUCUCAGAGCCAGACCUUGCUGAAGACGCAAUUGAUGUUUUAGAGCAAGAAGUUGAGGAUUCACUGGAUACGGUGGCUCCUGAUAAAUUAUCUAAGAAAAGAUUUGGAUCUACCUUAUUCAAGGAAAUUUUGGACAAUCCCACAUCAGAUUUUGGUGCUAUCGUGACUAAUUGGAAAAAGAAAGGAAAUGAAUUGACCCGCCCGGUAGUAACAGAAGUCAUGGUAGGCCUUCGGAAAAGGCGCUUGUUUGGGAAAGCGCUGCAGCUAUCUGAGUGGAUGGAGUCAUCUGAGGAGAUUGAUUUGACCGAUAGAGACUAUGCUUGCCGUGUUGAUUUAAUUGCCAAAGCCCGCAGUUUACAGAAGGCCGAGGCUUAUUUGCGGAAGAUUCCUAAACAAUUUUGUGGUGAACUAGUGUACCGAACUCUCCUAGCCAAUUCUGUUUAUACAUUGGAUGUGAAAAAAACCGAAGAGAUAUUCAAUAAAAUGAGGGAACUUGGGCUCCCACUCUCGAGCUUUGCUUUCAAUCAGAUGAUUGCUCUUUAUAAAAAAACUGAUAAGAAGAAGAUUUCCGAUGUCCUUUUACUCAUGGACAAAGAGGGAGUGAAGCCAUCUCGCUACACAUACCUAUUAUUGAUCGACAUCAAGGGCCAAGUAAAGGACAUUGAUGCCAUGGAAAAAAUUGUAGAGACGAUGAAAAGCGAUGGAUUCGAACCUGAUGUCUACAUAAAAGGAUCAAUAGCCAAACACUAUAUUGCCGGUGGUUGCAAUGAAAAAGCCGAGGCUGUAAUGAAGGAGAUGGAAGAAGGGGACGAGAAGGAACGCCGUUUUGUGCGCACAUUGCUCCUUCCUCUCUAUGCUUCCCUUGGCAAGGCAGAGGAAGUUAGCAGAAUCUGGGAAGCUUGCAAAUCCAAACCAAGUGCAUACGAGUGUCUGGCUGCAAUUCCUGCUUGGGGAAAUUUGAAGAAAAUUGAAGAGGCAGAAGAGGCCUUCGAGACAUUGCUAAAAAAGCAUGUAAAGUCAAAAGAUCUCAUUUCGAAAGCCUACCAUGUUUUAUUAAGUGUGUAUGCUGAACACAAGAUGUUGGAGAAAGGGAAUGAGCUUGUGAAGAGGAUGGGGCAAAACCAUUGCCAGGUGGGGCCAUUCACUUGGGAUGCACUUGUUAAGCUUUAUUGUAAUGCUGGAGAAGUGGAAAAGGCUGACUCUAUACUGAAAAAUGCAGCCACAAAGGGUCAGAAAAAGCCACUGUACAGAUCCUAUGCCACCAUCAUGGAGCAAUAUGCAGCAAAAGGCGACAUACACAACUGUGAGAAGAUGUUAUACAGAAUGAGGCAGGUGGGGUACACAUCCCGGCUUAAACAAUUCCAAACACUUCUUCAGGCAUAUAUAAAUGCCAAAGCUCCCGCUUAUGGAAUGAGUGAGAGAAUGAAGGCUGAUAACAUAUUUCCGAACAGAACAUUGGCUGGCUUGUUGGCUCAGGUUGAUGGAUUCAGACAGGCCGAAUUGUCGGAGAUACUGGAUUGAUUAGCUUCUGGUACUGGGGUAGUUAACAACUGAACUGUAGAAUUUGGUCUGCUUAUUAUGAUUUUGUAGUCCUUCAUCUACUUGUGAUGUUUAAUGCGUUUUCUUGUUAUGUUUCACUUUAACAAUGUGAUCGGCAUGGUGAUUCAUUUUAAAUAAAUGUAACUAUUGCCUAGGUUUUGACAAUGUUAGGAAAAAUAAUACCAAACGAAAUGCCAUGGACAACAAUGGAUCGGUUUUAAAAAAUUUCUAAAAAUAGACUAAGGUGACUUUUAUAC